This is a messenger RNA of Verticillium nonalfalfae, 1269 nucleotides long. RefSeq lists its product as uncharacterized. The transcript has a single exon. Lineage: Eukaryota; Fungi; Ascomycota; Sordariomycetes; Glomerellales; Plectosphaerellaceae. Gene Ontology annotation, molecular function: FAD binding; oxidoreductase activity. Bases 1 to 1269 code for a protein of 422 amino acids. The record is from RefSeq and is a predicted model, not a curated record.
AUGGCGCCUUUGUUCGCCAAUCAGAGCUGCGAUCCCUUUCAGCCGCGAGAUGCUCCAUGUGAGCCGGGAAACUAUGUGGUGUACACCGUUGAUGCUUCAGGGCCGGAAGAUAUCAUCGCUGCGCUGCGAUUUGCCGAAGAAAAGAACGUUAGGUUCGUAAUCAGGAACACCGGACACGACUACCACGGCCGAUCAACCGGAGCUGGUGCUUUAUCUGUUUGGAUACAUCACCUUAAAGACAUGGAGAUUAUCGAUUGGCACGAUGAUCAGUAUGUCGGCAAGGCCUUGAAGCUAGGCGCUGGGGUCCAAGGGUUUGAGGCGAUUGAAGUCGCCCGUCGCGAGGGUCUCACGGUUGUAACCGGAGAAUGUCCCACGGUUGGUCUCGCGGGCGCAUACACCCAGGGCGGAGGACACUCUGCCUUGAGCUCGAUCUUUGGUCUAGCGGCGGACAAUGCGCUGUCUUUCGACGUGGUAACACCCUCGGGAGAAUUGGUAACCGCUUCGAGCUCCGAAAACCAAGACCUGUACUGGGCACUGAGUGGUGGUGGCGGCGGCGUUUUUGGCGUCGUGGUAUCCAUGGUUGUCCGAGCUCACCCUGACGCCAAGGUCGGCGGCGCUCGUUUUGCAGUGGCUAUUCCGUCGAAUCAAUCGGAGCUUCUGUACGAUGUCGUAGACGCCUUCCAUGCUGCGCUGCCCGACAUUGUCGACGCGGGUGUCAUGGUCAUUUACUUCUUCGGCCCAGGUUUCUUCCAGGUUGCAGCCCUCACUGCGUACGACAAGAAAAGGGAGGAGACCGAGCAAAUUCUGGCGCCGUUCAGCACCUCUCUCGCUGGGCUCGGUAUCGAACUCGAAGUGGCGUACACUGAGUUCAGCAGCUACGCCGACCAUUACGACCACUACUGGGGCCCGCUACCCUCGGGCAACAUUCAAGUAGGGACAGACCUCUUCGGCGGUCGACUGCUGCCUCGAAAAGUUCUGCCAGACUUCGCGCCUACGACCAGAAAGCUCGUAGAGCUCGGUGUUGUCUUCAUUGGCGUUGGUUUGAACGUUUCGCCAUUUGGGAAGGACAACAUCAACGCCGUCUUGCCCCAGUGGCGGGACUCCAUCGUGCAGGUCUCCCUGACUCUCCCUUGGGAUUUCGGGGCUCCCUUUGAAGAGAUGGUUGCACUUCAGGAUCGCAUCACGAACGAGGUGCAGCCUGUCAUUGAGGCUGCCACACCCGGAGCCGGGGCCUACAUGAAUAAGGCAAACUUUCAACAGCCCGACUGA